UCCCCCCCAUACACACACACGCUUGUUUAAAAACAACAAAAUGAACAAGCCAUUAAUAAAGUGGAUGUCUCCUGGAAAAGCCUCUGACAUUGGAAAUGCUGCAAGCUGCAAAACCCUGCCUGAAACUGCUGCUUUAAAAAAAAUCACUGUAGGCCGCAGUCUCCACUUGUCCUUAUCUUUCCACUUCUCUGGCUCGUGUGGGCUACGGGCUGGGGAAGGCAUGUGCUCAGAAAGGAGCAGUAAUACCUGUUACAUGUUUGCCAUGUCUGCCUUCCCAUCUAAGGGGAACAGAGGGCAGACUGAACCCUGCUGGUGCAGGCACUCUCGUAAGAGGCAGGGAGGCAACCUGACACUUCUACCCGAAGCUGUAGUUUGUGGUUGUGCUUUGUUGGGCUGCCCAAUCCCUUUCUGGUUUAGAGACUGAAGUUUGCUUGCAGAGUGCACCUCUUGGCUCUGUUCCCACCUGUGUCCAGACGCUUUUGCAAGCAAUGCCUACGCUGGGGAGCAGAGGGUGCUCUUUAAAAAAAAAAUUGCAGAUUAGUAGAGUCUGGUUUCCUGUCAGGUUUUUGCAUUUUCCUUCUCCGCCCCUUUCAGACAAUGACACACUUUUUCUUACUUUCUGUCUUGCCACUUGCUGCUUCCGACACUGGUGCACUUGCGUCCCACACUCCAGAGCCCUCUUCUCCCAGUCUGCAGGGCUCCGGCCCUUGCCACUCCCUUGCUUCCCAGCAGAUGCAGAGCAGGGCUCAUUUCUCUAGGGCUCCUGGAGAGGGACACUGACAUGCGCCUGGACAUGACCUAGCGAAUUUCACCCAGCAGAAGGACAGCAAGCGAGCCUGGUCACUCAUGAGCGUCCAAGGAGCAGAGCCAGAAAUGGAUGACUGCCUGGAGAUGCUGAAGGAUGAGGAGGAAGCCCUGUGGGAGAAUGUAGAGUGCAAUCGGCACAUGCUGAGCCGGUACAUCAAUCCAGCCAAGUUGACCCCCUAUCUGCGUCAGUGUAAAGUCAUCGAUGAGCAAGAUGAGGACGAGGUGCUCAACUCGCACAUGCUGCUCUCCAAAAUUAACCGAGCAGGCCGACUGUUGGACAUCCUUCAUACCAAGGGGCAAAGGGGCUAUGUAGUUUUCUUAGAGAGCCUGGAGUUUUACUAUCCUGAACUCUACAAACUGGUGACGGGGAAGGAGCCCACACGGAGAUUUUCUACCAUUGUCGUGGAGGAAGGACAUGAGGGCCUCACCCAUUUCCUAAUGAAUGAAAUCAUUAAGCUACAGCAGCAGGUGAAGACAAAGGAUGUACAGCGCUGUGAACUCUUGGCCAAGUCCCGCCAACUGGAGGAUGAGAGGAAGCAGCUGAAAUUGAACAAAAUAGAGUUGCUGACCUUCCAGGAGAGAUACAACAAGAUGAAGGAGGAAAGGAACAAUUACAAUGAUGAGCUGAUCAAGGUGAAGGAUGAGAACUACAACCUGGCCAUGAGAUACGCCCAGCUGAGCGAAGAGAAGAACAUGGCUGUGAUGAGGAGCCGGGACCUCCAGCUAGAGAUUGACCAGCUGAAGCAUCGGUUAAAUAAGAUGGAGGAGGAAUGUAAACUGGAGAGGAACCAGUCACUGAAGCUAAAGAAUGACAUUGAAAACCGACCCAAGAAAGAACAAGUUCUAGAAUUGGAGCGGGAGAAUGAGAUGAUGAAGACCAAAAUCCAAGAGUUACAGUCCAUCAUCCAGGCUGGCAAACGUAGCUUGCCAGAUUCGGACAAAGCCAUCUUGGAUAUCUUGGAGCAUGACCGCAAAGAGGCACUAGAGGACCGCCAGGAGCUGGUUAACAAGAUCUUUAAUCUCCAGGAGGAGAUCCGUCAUGUGGAGGAUCUGAGAGACAAGUAUCUUGAGGAGAAAGAAGACCUGGAAUUAAAGUGCUCAACUCUGGGGAAAGACUGUGAGAUGUACAAGCACCGUAUGACUACUGUGAUGAUACAGCUUGAGGAGGUGGAGAAGGAGCGAGACCAGGCAUUCCAUUCCCGAGAUGAGGCACAGACGCAUUACUCACAGUGCCUGAUUGAGAAGGACAAGUACAGGAAGCAGAUCCGGGAGCUGGAGGAGAAGAACGAUGAGCUGCGGAUCGAGGCAGUCCGGAAAGAGGCUUGCAUUGUUAACCUGGAGUGCAAACUCCGACGACUCUCUAAGGAAAACUGUCAUGACCAGAGUUUACCAAGGAAUCUGCCAGUUACUAUUAUUUCCCAGACCUUUGGAGCUCCUAGCCCCAAAGCCAAUGGUCAGGAAGCAGAUGACUCCUCCACCUCUGAAGAGUCACCAGAUGACAAUAAAUUCUUCCUCCUUGAUCAGUCUCGACUUAAGAGAAGAAUGAACCUGAAGGGAAUCCAGCUGCCACGAGCUAAAUCCCCCAUCAAUACAAGCAAAGCAUCUGAUUUUCAAGCAGUCAGAGCCCAGGAGGAAGACGGGGCCGAUGCCAGCAGCAGCCACACAGACACCAGUUCCUCCAAUCCUGUUUCCAUCAAUAACUCAGUCAGCAACUGCGAAGCUGGCAAAAUUCAAACCCUGAGAAAUCGAAACCACAGUAUCAUGUCCACCACCCCAGAACCUCCAGGAAAUGACUCCAUAGUCCGACGUUGCAAAGAAGAUGCUCCUCAUUGCAGCCUUGCUGAAGAGGACAAUGACAGCUUUGGCUGUGAUACUUUGGAACUAGAUGAUGACAGUCAUGACAGGUACUCGCACGGAGCUCCCUCGGUGCACUCCUCCUCCUCCUCUCACCAGUCUGAAGGCAUGGAUGCCUAUGACCUUGAGCACGUCAGCUCCAUUUUUAGGAAGUUCUCUCUGGAAAGACCUUUCCGUCCUUCUGUGACGUCUGUUGCUCGCAUUAGGAACUCUUGUCACACUGUCCAGCGCAUCACACUGAAUGGAGACAGCCUCAACUCAGAGAUCACUCUGCUGGGAGGCAAUGACAAAGGAAGCUUUAUCAGCUCUGUCAAGCUGGGAUCCCUAGCAGAGAAAGCAGGCCUCCGGGAGGGACACCAGCUGCUUCUGCUGGAAGGCUGCAUCAAAGGGGAAAAUCAGAGUGUUCCUUUGGAUACCUGCACAAAGGAAGAAGCUCAUUGGACAAUUCAGAGGUGUAGUGGACCAGUAAUCCUCCAGUAUAAACCAAACCAUGAAGGUUACAGGAAGCUGCUGUCAGAACUGGAAGAAGGAUUGAUCACGUCAGGAGACUCAUUUCACAUCCGUCUGAAUCUGAACAUCUCUAGCCAGCUGGACUGCUGCUCCCUGUCGUUGAAAUGUGAUGAGAUUGUGCAUAUUCUCGACACCAUGUACCAGGGGAAGUGCGAGUGGCUGUGUGCCAGAGUUGACCCUUUCACUGAUAGGAACCUGGAAAUGGGGACCAUCCCCAGCUAUAGCAGAGCCCAGCAACUGCUCCUGGUGAAGCUCCAGCGACUGAUGCACAGAGGCAGUAGGGAUGAAACAGAAAGUUCAUCCAACACUCUUCGAGCACUCCGGAAUACACUGCAGCCAGAGGAUCCUGCCUCACAGAAUGACCCCAAAGCCAGCCCUCGCCUCUCCCGGGCAAGCUUCCUUUUGGGACAGAUUUUACAGUUUGUUAGCAGGUCUGAAAACAAAUACAAACGUAUGAACAGCAGUGAGCGAGUCCGCAUUGUCACCGGCUCUCCAUCCAGUUUGGCACGGACCUCUUCUGAAGCAAUGAAGCUGAUACCUGAUAAGCUGGAAGAUUUGGAUUCUGAAAAUGAAAUCGAUAAGAGCCUCAACCUGAUCCCCUAUAGUUUGGUGCGACCGAUCCACUGUGACCGCAGGCGCCCGGUCCUCUUCACUCCCACUGUGCUUGCAAAGACCUUGGUACAGAAACUUCUCAAUUCUGGAGGCGCCUUGGAAUUCAACAUGUGCAAGCCAGAUAUUGUAACCAAGGAAGAGUUCCUAAGGAAGCAAAGGACAGAGAAGGUCAUCUUUUCCAGGGAGAAGAAUCCAAACACCUACGAAUGCAUUGUACCUGCCAAUAUUGAAGCCGUCACUGCCAAGAAUAAGCAUUGUCUGCUGGAAGCUGGCAUAAGCUGCACAAAGGAUUUAAUCAAAGCCAAGAUAUAUCCCAUUAUUCUCUUUAUCAGAGUCUCAGAGAAAAACAUCAAGAGGUUCAGGAAGCUGUUGCCGAAGCCCGACACUGAGGAGGAGUUUCUACGCACAUGUCGCCAGAAGGAGAAAGAACUGGAGGCUCUACCAUGCCUUUAUGCCUCCCUGGAGGCAGACAUGUGGAGCAGUAUUGAGGAUCUCAUCCGAAUAAUGAAGGAGAAGAUUGGAGAAGAGCAGCGUAAAACCAUCUGGGUAGACGAAGAUCAGCUAUAAAAAAAAAAGCAGCAGAUAAAAUGGAGCUCAGUGGCAAUGGAAGGACAGUGAAAUGGAGCUGGGACUCUCAGAAGUCUCUGAUGCAGUCCGGCGCUCCUGUUUCAUCUUUGCUGGCUGGGGACUUUUGCUGCUGGCAGAAUGUAUGUGUGGAAUGGAAUCAGAGCUGUGUGUUUAACAGUGAGCGUCACAGAGGCUAGGUAGUUAGGACAGGGAUCGGAACGCUGCUACAAGAGCACCUCAUCCCCUAGCAUCCGUUCAGAGAAGACAGCUGUUUAACACAUGAGAAGGAGAAAGAUUUUGAGAAGGCGCUUGAGGUAAUUUAUUAUGUAUAAAGGUGGACCUCAUUUAAUCUCCUGGUGUGACCAGAGCAGUGAGAUCUUUAGGCAGAUAAAGGAUGAGGGACAGGCUGAAGGACACGGUACCUAAGGAGUGCCCCAUGCCCAGUUCAAAGUGAGAAACUGAAUUUGUUCCAUCAAAGAAGUUGCCGGGUGCUCAGUAGCAACAGAAACACUGCUGAUGAUCAUCUUGACAGCUACGCAGCCCUAUGCAUGCAUGUUUGUGCAGUCACGAAGAAAAGAAAAUAAUCAUUGUUCCUGGCAUUAAUGAAAAUGACAAUUUUCCCUUCAUUUUGAAACCUCAGUUCUGUUUAGCAAUUUGCAGCAGCCGGCCUAGUCAUGGCAUCCUGAACAAAGCAAACUCCCAGCUCCCCAAUGGCAAAUCAAACCUUUCCAAAUCUGCCCACACUUCAGUUAGUUUAUCCCUGUCACUGUUAUUUUACUAGUUCUAUUAUUUCAGUCAUUCAUUUCAAUAGCAUAUUUUAGUACUAAAGCCGCUUGGUGUGUAGGAUGGGCGUUGACUCCAGCUGCCGGUGACAAAAAGAUGCCAAUAUUGUUAAAAGGUAGAGUAUGUAAAACCCCUCUUAACAAACAGAACAGAGACUUGGCCAGCCAUAAGAAAGGAAAUCAAGUCCACCCUCUGCCAUGGAAAUGAAGAUGUGGAGAUGGUCAAACAGUUGGAUGCUCUGUGAUAGGAAAUAUAAUGAGGUGGUAAGGGGCCCAAUUUGGGUUACCCCAACAGGAGACCAGUUGAGGGAAGUUACAAUAUGUUGUUAUGGGCACAUCCAGAGGAGAACUGAGAGCUAUAUUGGUGAGAUGGCUCUUACAAUGACUGUAGAAAGAAGAAUACAAAGUAGGAGAUGAAAGACUUGGUCCAUAAAUCAAAUGUCUGUAGACCUCACAGAGACCAAUCAGAAUGACAGCCUGGCAUACAAUCAUGAGUUUUGGAAGAAGGCUAUGAAGGUCUUCAACCCCCAAUAAGGAAGUGGCAAGAAAGAAGAAGAUGAAUUUUAGUGCUGGGAGGAGGAUGGUAUCUGCAUUUACCCCGGAAACCCAUAUGCUUCCCCAGCACUGCCACCUGCCAACACACUGCUCUGAAUAAGAGGGCCUAUUUUUAGAGGAUUCUGGGGAAGUUUUUUCUCUGUCUAGGGGAAGUUCAGGUUUUUUGAGCCAUUGAGUCCUUGGCCUCUGCCAUGAUUGCUAAUGAGUAUCAUACUCGGCUACAGACAGCUGGGGCAAAAUUUUCAAAAGUGUCCAAAUUACUUAGGAAUGUAGGCCCCCAUUUUCAGAAGUACGGCCUUCCUAUGACAGUCAGUGGGACGAAAACUCCUUUGUUACUUAGGUGGUUUUGAAAAUGUUACACCUGUAUACAGGCAUUGGAUUGAAAUCACCACAUUAAUUUUCACAGCAGCCUGACAAUAAUAAUGACAUGUACCACUUCUGACCUGGAAUGAAUGAAACAAUGACCUUUGGCUGCAUAUCCCUUUUCCCUUGAGUCAUCCAUGUAUCUCCAAUCUCCUCCCUUUUCAGAUGGAAUCAAUGCUAAAAGUUGUCAUUGCUCCUGUGCUUAUCCAAAGUCCUCUGGUUUCAGUGCUUCAGGCCAGCAGGCAGCAGCUGGUAAUCAAAAGGCACACAGAGCCUAAGCAAAAUGUCUGACAUUGUCACAGUUGCUAGAUGAGUGACUGCCUUUUCCUUGCGAGGUGUCUCUGAUGUUCAUGUGUGCUGGGUGCCUCUCUGCGGUGAUGUACUUUUUUUGUCCUGGUCAGCUUGCCAGCCUGUGCCUACAUGUGUGGUGGUGUACUUUAUUUUUUAAUUAUGUUAGCUUAUAGAAAUCAUUGCCCAUUUUCCAUCUUGUACCCUGCUACUGCAGCCAUUGCAGCAUUAAUGUUUAAAGGCUGCUCACAGCAAGUAUUUCUCUGUGAAUAGUUAGUGAUUUGUCCCGUUCUCUCGCUAGGAUUCUGCCCUCUUCUGCAAUGUACGGGAGUAGAAAGAUUAUGCCACUACGAGUACUGUAUUUUAGCGAAUAUAACCCAUAGGUUAUACUCGUUUUUACAAACCCCUCGCCCCCUCUGCGGGGUAUACAAAAAAUUUUUUACUCACAUGGUGGUGAGCGCUUCCCCACCCUUUCCCCCGCUGCACAGCCUCCGGGCGGGGGAGCGCUCAUCUCCCAGUUCCUGUGCAGGAGCGCUCCCCCUGCCCCCUCCUGCGACUGCGCAGGAACCGGGAGA
This is a messenger RNA of Pelodiscus sinensis (Chinese soft-shelled turtle), 6913 nucleotides long. The record is from RefSeq and is a predicted model, not a curated record. Lineage: Eukaryota; Metazoa; Chordata; Testudines; Trionychidae.